GCAAACCACAGGACACAAACUUUAGCAUGUAGCUGUAGCAUGAGCUGUAGCACAACAGAUAAUUUAACCUUAUUAGAAAUUAACUCAGCCAGACGCACCCUACCUGUUGUAUUUUCCAUUAUUACGCCGAUAUGGAGCUGUAGCCGGAAUUUAUCACAGAGGUCUGACUGCAGCAGCGCUAGUAAAGAUGCACAGCCGUCUGCAAGAGUUGAAGAAGGAAGAGGAAACUCUCCUGAAAAUCAAAGUCAUGCUACAAGACCAGCUUAACAGGUUAAAGUUUGAAGAAGGUGCCUUGAAAUCCAUCAUCAAUGCUCAAACAGAAGAAGGGGCCUCUCCACACCUGUCCCCAGAAAUGGAGGUCCACAUAAACCUUGAUGAUGAGAGCGAGAUCAAUCGAACCAAACUACUACUGAAUGCUGCUGCAGAUUAUGACAUGGAAGAGGAGGAGGAAGAAGAAGAUGAGGAGGAGGAAGACGAAGAGGAUGAUGAAGAAGAUGACAAUGAGCUGGAGUUUGUGCCUGAGGAGGAUGCAGAGGAUGAUUACUGAGGCUCUCAGUGUUCAUGGGGCUUAAAUAUUUGCACCUCUAAUGAGAAUCCUUUGUAAAUAAUGUCUGUUUUUGUGUUGACUUGUUUUGUACUUUCACAUAGGAGUAUUUAAUUUAUUUGAACAGAGGAAGCAACAAUCGCAGUGUAAUGAUGUGUGGUGCUAUUAGUAUCUUUCUUUGCCUGAUUUAAGGCUCUUGGUUAGAAUUUAAACUUAUGUUGGUGUUAAAUUUUGUGAGAAGUCUCACCAAAAUGCUGUAACACAGUGUUAAUAGGUGCUUAUAGUUAACUAGACAUGUUGUGCAUCUUGAGGAUUAGCAUUAUGGCUGGGCCAUAUUUGAAGAUAUGUGUGAAUUGUGUAAGAAAUGAAAAGCACAAAAUAAAACAUUUUGCAUAUA
Molecule: messenger RNA, 941 nt
Organism: Cheilinus undulatus (humphead wrasse)
Lineage: Eukaryota; Metazoa; Chordata; Actinopteri; Labriformes; Labridae
Gene: snapc5
Product: small nuclear RNA activating complex, polypeptide 5
Exons: 4
Coding region: 188-547 (119 amino acids)
Biological process (GO): transcription by RNA polymerase II; transcription initiation at RNA polymerase III promoter
Cellular component (GO): nucleus
Source: RefSeq, a predicted model, not a curated record